Messenger RNA from Colletotrichum karsti, 786 nucleotides. RefSeq lists its product as uncharacterized. The coding region runs from base 1 to 786 and encodes 261 amino acids. The record is from RefSeq and is a predicted model, not a curated record. The transcript has a single exon. NCBI's taxonomy places the organism in Eukaryota, Fungi, Ascomycota, Sordariomycetes, Glomerellales, Glomerellaceae.
AUGGCCUCGUCGUCUACAAUGUGGCCGAAGGCCUUUUCGAAGCCCAUGCCGACCAUCACCAGCCGCUACCUUCUGCGCCAGCAGGCCUCGGCUCAAGUCAUCACCCAUCGGCCGUUUGGUGCACCCUUCACAAUCACCCCACCGCAGCUGCGUUUGCAAACGCAUGCUUUCUCCCAGCGGCAUUUGACAUCCUUCUCGAUGCGGCCUGUUCCGCAAGAGCCACCACCCAAAUCCAUCAGCGGCGAGGACUGGGAAGCCCUCUCGCCCGAGGCGAAGAUCCAGUGGCUCGGAGACGAUAAAUGGGGCUGGGUCGUCUACCGCUGCUCUUACGCCAAAGAGUUCGACGGUGCCUGGGGAGACCUCAAGCGCCGCAUCACGCAAGGCAUGCGUGGGGCUAUCGCCAGGUCAGACGCACCCUACAUUGCACAGACGAUGGACUUCGUGUUUGUUGAAGACCCAUUGCUGGAGGGUGCUUCGGUCCACGAGCUGAGACGUCGCUUUCAGACAUGGGCUCGCGAGAACAAUACUACGAGCAUCGACAUGGAAGACGAGAAGCAGGGUUCGCGGGGCUCAAGGUACGAGUUCUUUCUCAGGGUCGAUGGCGAGGGGUUGUGGAACGGCUAUGUUGGUCUUGUUCGGGGCUGGCCUUGUUCUCCUGGAAGUGAGGACUGGAUGAAGAUCAGGGCUGGGGCGGUUGCUCCUGCGCUCUACAUCAUGCUGGAUGAUCCCGAGGUGUGGUACGCGUAUUAUACGCCGCCAGAAAUAGGGGUGUGUGGUGCGUUGUAG